Messenger RNA from Hyaloscypha bicolor E, 1234 nucleotides. RefSeq lists its product as uncharacterized. NCBI's taxonomy places the organism in Eukaryota, Fungi, Ascomycota, Leotiomycetes, Helotiales, Hyaloscyphaceae. The record is from RefSeq and is a predicted model, not a curated record. The coding region runs from base 377 to 1084 and encodes 235 amino acids. The transcript has a single exon.
AUUAACUGCACCUUAGUCUGGCAGUAAGCUCAAGCGAGUCAAAAGGGGAAAGCUGCAGACUGAAGUCUUUGAAUCAGCGGGCACAGCACAACAGAUAUGUUAGCAAUAUCAUUCAAGAUGUUCCCGUUUGUCUCCUAACAGCAUCGCAGAAAUCAAGUCUACCCUUUCCUCUCUUUGUGUCUCCCAUUCACUUGAUUCCAUUCCAAUCUCUCCAUUUCUCUUCCACUUUUCCCAUUACUUAUUCCUCUGGCCUAUUCUCCUUGCCCAAAACCUUUUCUCUUUCUCUUUCCAAAUUAAAACGGUCAACAGUCACGACUAUUACUCAUAACAUACUUUCAACUUGAAAACCAAAGUUAGGCAGUCGCAGGAACAGAAAAUGGCUCGAGGAGUUGGUGGAUUUGGUGGUGGGGGUGGACAAUGGGCAUUUUAUGGCCAAGGCGGGCCGGAUCCUUGGCCACCAGUAGGCCGCGAUGGCAGAACCCGAAGAGGAAGGAGGGGAAGAGAGGGGGAUGAUUCUGAUGUUGCUGAAAGAAUGCUCCGCCCAAGACGGGUGCCGAUGGAGGGACUCUUGCAGGGACGCCUACCCUUGGGGCGAAAUAAUGGUCAAUCACAGGGUCUCAUGGCUGGGACUGGAAUGCCUAAUGGAAGACCUGGGAGAGUGCCCGGUGGAAUCGGAGGGCCUGGAGCGGGACCUAGUAUAGUUGGAGGAUCUGGUGCCGCUGGAGGUGCCGUGGGAGGAGCUGGUGCUGCAGGGCUUCAAGCCAUGGGGGGUCAGUUGCCAGGUGCGAGAGGCCUCCUAUCAGGCGGCAGGAGGGAUCGCACCAUAGCGAGGCAAGCCCAAUUUCCAGGAAUAGGUGGCGGGUUGAACCCCAUGAGAGCUCAACUUCAAGGAUCUGGAGGACUUCCAGUAGGCGGUAGGAUGAAUCAGAUCGCCGCGAUGCAAGCUCAGCUGCAAGGACCUGGAGGAGGAUUUUUUGCAGCCGGCAGGGGGGCCCGAAGGGCAGCCCUACUGGCGGCCCUGAGAACUCAACAGCAAGGUGCCGGAGGAGCAAAGGAAGAGGGCAAGGGCAAGGGCGACAAGUGAGGUAAGUGCAAGGUGAGAACAAAGACGUAAGACCUCUGAGGUCGGCGGGAAUGGAUUUGCUUUCGAUGUGCUUCAGACGAGGUAACACCAAGAAAAUUACAUCAACAUCUCCACUUGGACCGUGGUCGUGAAUGUGAAAGGACUGACGCG